Copidosoma floridanum is the source of this 1860-nucleotide messenger RNA. RefSeq names its product Cytochrome P450 4g15 (gene Cyp4g15). Gene Ontology annotation, molecular function: heme binding; iron ion binding; oxidoreductase activity, acting on paired donors, with incorporation or reduction of molecular oxygen. The record is from RefSeq and is a predicted model, not a curated record. NCBI's taxonomy places the organism in Eukaryota, Metazoa, Arthropoda, Insecta, Hymenoptera, Encyrtidae.
UGCAUCCACUGCGGUUAUAAAAGACCCAACGGAGCUGCGGCCCAGACAGUUCGGUGGUUGUACAUCGGCUGCAAGACUCGACCCUUAGAUCUUGUGUUCUCAACGGAGUCGAAAAAGCGCCAACCACCAGAGUAAGCCCGAUAAUGUCGGUAGCCGGACCGGAAGUGGUCGCCGGCUCGGUGGCCGCGGCCUCAGCCGGCGGAUUCUCCGCCACCAGCGUCUUCUUCACCCUCCUCGUGCCAGCCGUCGUGCUAUUCUACAUCUACUUCAGGAUCUCGAGGCGCCACCUGCUCGAGCUCGCCGAGAAAAUCCCCGGACCCAAGGGCCUGCCCGUGAUCGGCAACGCCCUCGAUCUCAUCGGCUCGUCCGACACAAUAUUCCGCAACAUCUACAAGAGAUCCUUCGAGUUUGACACUGUGGUCAAACUAUGGAUCGGGCCCAAGCUCGUUGUCUUCCUGAUUGACCCGCGCGACGUCGAGGUCAUCCUCUCGAGCCACGUCUACAUCGACAAGUCCACCGAGUACAGGUUCUUCCAGCCUUGGCUCGGCGAGGGUCUCCUCAUCUCCACUGGCCAGAAAUGGCGCGCCCACCGCAAGCUGAUCGCCCCGACCUUCCACCUGAACGUGCUCAAGAGCUUCAUCGACCUCUUCAACGCCAACUCGAACGCCGUCGUCGAGAAGAUGCGCAAGGAGGACGGCAAGGAGUUCGACUGCCACGAGUACAUGUCUGAGACGACCGUUGAGAUCCUCCUCGAGACCGCCAUGGGAGUGUCCAAGACCACCCAGGACAAGAGCGGCUUCGAGUACGCCAUGGCCGUCAUGAAGAUGUGCGACAUCCUUCACCUGCGUCACACCCGCGUUUGGUUGCGGCCCGACUGGCUGUUCAACCUCACCAAGUACGGCAAGGAACAGGUCGCCCUGCUCGACAUCAUCCACGGCCUGACCAAGAAGGUCAUCGCUCGCAAGAAGGACGACUACAAGAGCGGCAAGCGCAACUUUGUCGACACGAGCGCCACCGCCAAGGACAGCGCCAAGAGCACCACCGUCGUCGAGGGCCUGUCCUUUGGCCAAUCGGCUGGCCUCAAGGACGACUUGGACGUCGACGACAACGACGUCGGCGAGAAGAAGAGACAGGCCUUCUUGGACCUUUUGGUCGAAGCCAGCCAGAACGGCGUCGUUCUCACGGACGAGGAGGUCAAGGAACAGGUCGACACCAUCAUGUUCGAGGGACACGACACCACGGCUGCCGGAUCCAGUUUCUUCCUGUCGAUGAUGGGCUGCCACCCAGAGAUCCAGGAGAAGGUGAUCCAAGAGCUGGACGAGAUCUUUGGCGACAGCGACAGACCCGCGACCUUCCAGGACACGCUCGAGAUGAAGUACCUCGAGAGGUGUCUCAUGGAGACGCUCCGCAUGUACCCACCGGUGCCCAUCAUUGCCCGCGACAUCAAGACCGAUCUGAAGCUCGCAUCCGGCGACUACACGAUCCCAUCGGGAGCUACGGUAGUCGUGGCGACGUUCAAGCUGCACCGACAGCCGCACAUCUACCCGAACCCGGACGUCUUCAACCCGGACAACUUCCUGCCCGAGAAGACGGCCAACCGGCACUACUACGCCUUCGUGCCGUUCAGCGCGGGUCCGCGUUCCUGCGUCGGCCGCAAGUACGCCAUGCUCAAGCUCAAGAUCCUCCUGUCGACCAUACUGAGGAACUUCCGCAUCAAAUCUACCGUCAAGGAGGAAGACUUCAGGCUCCAGGCCGAUAUCAUCCUCAAGCGCGCCGAGGGCUUCAAGGUCAAGCUCGAGCCCAGAAAGUCCGGGGACGCACGCGUCAAGGUCGCCGCUUAGGCUAUUCUCCCCCCACUCG